Molecule: messenger RNA, 1648 nt
Organism: Theobroma umbraticum
Lineage: Eukaryota; Viridiplantae; Streptophyta; Magnoliopsida; Malvales; Malvaceae
Gene: SDG20
Product: SET domain protein 20
Molecular function (GO): protein binding
Source: RefSeq, a predicted model, not a curated record
CUUAUCAUAAAUUAGCAGCUCUAACUUUCUAAACCGAAACAAACCAAACCAGAUCACGCGCCGGUCUCCAUGUUGCCGCCACCGCCCAAAAAAUCCCACCUAAAGGAACUAGCCCCAGAAAGCCAAGGCUUGAACCAACCAUUGUUUCAAUGCGCAGUCCUGAUCCUUCCAUGGCUGACCCCUCAAGAACUGGCUACCAUCUCCCUCACCUGCAAGACCCUUCACCAACUUGCCCGUUCCCUCACUCUCCACCGCUCCGUCGACGCUUCCAGAUCCUUUGAAAACCUUCCCAUCCCGUUUCAUAACACAGUCGAUCAAUACCCAUAUGCCUACUUCAUCUACACCCCUUCUCAAAUCAUCCCCUCUCCUUCUUUUCCUUAUUUACAGCGUCAAGCUUGGGGACCCAACAGCUUACUGAGUCAACUCGGUCCCAACUCGUCGCAAGGUCAGGCCCUUUCUGGGUCGAGCUCUUCGGAUGCUGAAAUGGGUUGUGCUUAUUUUCAACAGAGUCGAGUGGCUGAUUUUUCGAUGUGGGUGAGUGUGGUGGGCGAGUCGGCGUGCGUGUGUGAGAGGUGUUUAAAGGUGACUGAAGAUAAUGUGAUUGGAUGUCCGUGCAUGGAGUUGGAGGGGGCCGAGUGGAUGGGGAUACUGAGUGAGUGUGGACCGAGUUGCCGAUGCGGGUUGGAGUGUGGGAAUCGGCCGAGUCAGAGAGGGAUACGAGUUCAGUUGAAGAUUGUGAGAGAUAUAAGAAAAGGGUGGGGCUUAUAUGCUGCUCAAUGGAUUCAGAGGGGGCAAUUCGUCUGUGAGUAUGCAGGUGAGCUUUUGACAACCAAAGAAGCUAGGAGGAGGCAACAAAUCUAUGAUGAACUUGCUUCAGGCGGUCACUUUUCUUCUGCUCUUCUAGUUGUGAGAGAACAUCUUCCAUCGGGGAAGGCAUGCUUAAGGAUUAAUAUAGAUGCCACGAGAGUCGGAAAUGUUGCUCGCUUCAUUAACCAUUCUUGUGAUGGUGGUAAUCUAUCGACAGUACUUGUGAGAAGCUCGGGAGCUUUGUUGCCUCGUCUUUGUUUCUUUGCUUCUGAAGACAUAAAUGAAGAUGAGGAGCUCACUUUUAGCUAUGGGGAAAUUAGAGUCAGGCCUAAGGGCUUGAAAUGUUUCUGUGGAAGCUCUUGUUGUCUUGGAACUUUACCUUCAGAACAUACUUGAAAGCACCCAAGCUGUCAUUAAUAGAAAGCAUUGCUGCACAAUUGCUGGUGAUGUUCACAAAAGGUAUAUUGAUUGUCUAAAUGUAUAGCUAUGCCCAAUUGAUGGGCUAAUCUUCUGUUGUGUCUUUCCAAGAGAACCAUGCUAGAGCCUUUGCUUUUUGAUAGUACAAGGAGAGCACCGCGACUUUAAAUUUUAAAUGUUUAAGAAUUCUUUACUCAAAACUCUAAUCCCUCAGUGUACUCAAAAUUGAAGUUCUUCCUUUUGACAGCAUAAAUUACCUAGCUUGCUAAUUGUACAUGAAUAGCAACAACUUGUGAUCUUUUUCUCUAUCUGUUAACUGUUAAUUGUCUCAGAAAAUCUACUCUGUCCUGCUCUCUUGCUCUUCAUUUCUUUUCUCAAAUACAACUAGAAUAUGUCUGUUCAAAGAUGUCAUUUGUUGUAGCUU